Molecule: messenger RNA, 3624 nt
Organism: Jaculus jaculus (lesser Egyptian jerboa)
Lineage: Eukaryota; Metazoa; Chordata; Mammalia; Rodentia; Dipodidae
Gene: Mmp15
Product: matrix metallopeptidase 15
Exons: 10
Coding region: 211-2220 (669 amino acids)
Biological process (GO): extracellular matrix organization; proteolysis; collagen catabolic process
Cellular component (GO): extracellular matrix
Molecular function (GO): zinc ion binding; metalloendopeptidase activity
Source: RefSeq, a predicted model, not a curated record
CCUGCCCCGCCCGCGUCUCCUCGGGCUUGGGAAUUUGCUGAGGAGACCUGAGCGGCUCCGGGGGGCACGCGGAGCCCCAGGUCCGCCCCACGCCAGCCGGGCGGGGGGCCAGGGAUCAUCGCAAGUUUCCAAGCCACACGCAAGAACCCGGAGACCGCCAGGCAACGAGCCCCGCGUGCAGCACUCCGGAUCCGGCUGGGAGCCGAGAGCAUGGGCAGCAACCGGAGCGCGCCCGGGCGGCCGGGCCGGAUUGGCAGCUGCCUCGGCGGCCGGGAAGCGAGAGCACGGCCCCGGCUGCUACCGCUGCUGCUGGUGCUUCUGGACUGUCUGGGCCGCAGCGCAGUGGCCGAGGACGCAGAAGUCCUCGCCGAGAACUGGCUGCGGCUCUAUGGCUACCUGCCCCAACCCAGCCGCCACAUGUCCACCAUGCGCUCCGCCCAGAUCCUGGCCUCAGCCCUGGCUGAGAUGCAGCGCUUCUAUGGGAUCCCUGUCACUGGUGUGCUUGAUGAAGAGACCAAGGCGUGGAUGAAGCGGCCACGCUGCGGGGUGCCCGACCAGUUCGGAGUGCGCGUGAAGGCCAACCUGCGACGUCGCCGGAAGCGCUACGCCCUGACAGGGCGGAAGUGGAGCAACCACCACCUGACCUUCAGCAUCCAGAAUUACACAGAGAAGCUGGGCUGGUACAACUCGAUGGAGGCAGUGCGCAGGGCCUUCCGCGUGUGGGAGCAGGCCACACCCUUGCUCUUCCAGGAGGUGCCUUACGAGGACAUCCGGCUGCGACGGCAGAAGGAGGCUGACAUCAUGGUACUCUUUGCCUCUGGCUUCCAUGGCGACAGCUCGCCGUUUGAUGGCACAGGUGGCUUUCUGGCCCACGCUUACUUCCCCGGCCCUGGUCUGGGUGGUGACACGCAUUUCGACGCCGAUGAGCCCUGGACCUUCUCCAGCACUGACCUGCAUGGAAACAGCCUCUUUCUGGUGGCAGUCCACGAGUUGGGCCACGCACUGGGGCUGGAGCAUUCAAGCAACCCCAGUGCCAUCAUGGCUCCCUUCUACCAAUGGAUGGACACUGACAACUUCCAGCUGCCCGAAGACGACCUCCGAGGCAUCCAGCAGCUAUAUGGCACCCCAGAUGGUCAGCCACAGCCCACCCGGCCUCUCCCCACUGUGACACCCCGGCGGCCAGGCCGGCCAGACCACCGGCCUCCCAGGCCUCCCCAGCCACCACCUCCGGGUGGGAAGCCAGAGAGGCCUCCCAGGCCAGGCCCUCCAGCCCAGCCCCGAGCCACAGAGAGGCCCGACCAGUAUGGCCCCAACAUCUGCCAUGGCAACUUUGAUACAGUGGCCAUGCUUCGCGGGGAGAUGUUUGUGUUCAAGGGCCGCUGGUUCUGGCGAGUGCGGCACAAUCGUGUCCUGGACAACUAUCCCAUGCCCAUUGGCCACUUCUGGCGUGGUCUACCCGGUGACAUCAGUGCGGCCUAUGAGCGUCAGGACGGACGUUUUGUCUUCUUCAAAGGUGACCGCUUCUGGCUCUUCCGAGAAGCCAACCUGGAGCCUGGCUACCCACUGCCACUGAGAAACUAUGGCACAGAUAUCCCCUAUGACCGCAUUGAUGCAGCCAUCUGGUGGGAGCCCACAGGCCACACCUUCUUCUUCCAAGCAGAUAGGUACUGGCGCUUCAAUGAGGAGACACAACAUGGAGACCCUGGCUACCCCAAACCCAUCAGUGUCUGGCAGGGGGUUCCUGCCUCCCCCAAAGGGGCUUUCCUGAGCAACGAUGCAGCCUAUACCUACUUCUAUAAGGGCACAAAAUACUGGAAAUUUGACAACGAGCGCCUGCGGAUGGAGCCUGGCUACCCCAAGUCCAUCCUGCGGGACUUCAUGGGCUGCGAGGAGCACACGGAACCCGGACCUCGGUGGCCUGACGUGGCCCGUCCACCUUUCAACCCCGACGGGGGUGCAGAGCCUGGGGUGGACGGUGACAGCGAAGAAGGCGACGUGGGCGGUGGUGGCACCGGCGAGGACAGGGACAAGGACGGGGGCAGCCGCGUGGUGGUGCAGAUGGAAGAGGUGGUGCGGACAGUGAACGUGGUCGUGGUGCUGGUGCCCCUGCUGCUGGUGCUGUGCAUCCUGGGCCUGGCCUUCGCCCUGGUACAGAUGCAGCGCAAGGGCGCUCCCCGCAUGCUGCUCUACUGCAAGCGCUCGCUGCAGGAGUGGGUCUGACGCGCCACCCGCUCUGCAGUGCGCCUGGUGCUCAGGGCCAGUCGGCUGGUUCCCAUAUGCUCCCUCGGCCCCUUGGGGCCCCUCCCAGCACACACAUCUCCAGUCAGCCCGGCCCUUCUUCUUUAUUUAUGCCCAGGUAUCUGUUUUCUCUCUGGCAUCCUCUCCAAGCAUUCGUUUUCUCUUUCCUGAUCAGGGCUGGGUGCUACGUAGAGGUCUCUAAAAGUAUGUCUGCUCCAGACAGGGAAUUGACUGUGGCUCAGCCACGGCCAGAGGGACAAGGGACAGAGGCCCACCCAGAAAGGUGGCAGAGGGCUGGGCUAGGGAGUUUCUUUCAGCACUGGCCCUUCUCAGCCUGAGCUCCUAGGCCAUAACCAUGGGCUCGGUUUGCCUUGAAUGAGCCUCGUUGUGGUUCCAUCUUCCUGAAUCUGCCUUACAAAAUUUGUUCCCAGGGGCCACCCCAGCUGGAGAGAGAAGAGUCCACUGGCCCUGAGUUACCCUGAGGUUUGGCUCGAACUCAAGCCACCUCUAAGAGCCAGGUAGCCUGGGUGCCCCACCCCAUCCUGGCCAGCCAGCAGCUCCCACACUCCCCUAGGCCCAUGGCACCUUCCCUCUGGGGAGUGGCCCUGGGCCUGCCUCACCAAGGACCAAAGGGAGUCUGCUAAGCCCCCUCUCAACACGAAUGUGGGCCUCACGCCUCCAGCUACCCCUUCUCUCAGCUGUGACCGCUUCUGGGCUUCUCCCCACUCUCUUGUACUCCUCCCUCCCGCUGGCUUCCGGGUCUCAGAAUUUCCUGAGCUUCAGGCUCUGGCUGCCCUUUUCAGACCCUUGACAAGAACUGGGCUGACCAGUUCCCCGGGCUGAGGCAGCGGAGUCCACAGACAGUGUCCACUGGUAUGGAAGCCCACGGUGCCACACACUAGGCUUGUGGACUUCUUUGCCUCCAAGUCCCUAUGUCCCCCACCCACAAGACACUGGUAGGAACAUGCUAGCCCAUAAAGCACUCGUAGGGGCAGGCUAGCAGCUCGUCCCAUACACCCACUGUGGAACCCCCCAGAGGAGCAGUCCACCGUAGCCUGGAGGGAGGAGGUUCCCUUCCUCUUUUCCCUCCCAAAAUCAGCAGGAGGCUGCUGUGGGAAUCGGUACUGUACAGCUGGCUCUGUCCCCUCUGUUCCCCUGAAGCCCUGAGCAAUAAGAGCCACCACCCAGGAUACCCUGGGCCACUCUCCAAGUGAUGGCUUCUUAUCACCUUGCACUGAAGGACUGGCACCCAGCAACUUCUCCCUAGACCCACCUCUGCAGAAUCAGAGCCAGCAAGGGGUGGGGAGUGGGGUGGUGUCCACCACCAUCUGUUGAGUUCUGUAAAUAACCUACACUGAUUGAAUAAAUGUCCAGCCAGUGACUGUG